This is a messenger RNA of Hirundo rustica (Barn swallow), 721 nucleotides long. RefSeq names its product transmembrane protein 127 (gene TMEM127). Gene Ontology annotation, biological process: negative regulation of cell population proliferation; negative regulation of TOR signaling. The coding region runs from base 138 to 605 and encodes 155 amino acids. The record is from RefSeq and is a predicted model, not a curated record. NCBI's taxonomy places the organism in Eukaryota, Metazoa, Chordata, Aves, Passeriformes, Hirundinidae. Gene Ontology annotation, cellular component: membrane. The transcript has 3 exons.
CUGGCGGUGACGGCGCUGUGCACGGCGCUGGCCGAGCCCGCCUGGCUGCGGCUGCACGGCGGCACCUGCGGCCGCCAGGAGCUGGGCGUGGCCGACGUGCUGGGCUUCGUCAGCCCGAGCUGCUGCGAGAUUUCUGCAUGAACCCGCAGACGGUGCUGCUGCUCCGCGUCAUCGCCGCCUUCUGCUUCCUGGGCAUCGUCUGCAGCCUCGGCGCCUUCCUGCUCGACGUCUUCGGGCCCAAGCACCCGGCGCUGAAAAUCACCCGGCGCUACGCCUUCGCGCACAUCCUCACAGUGCUGCAGUGCGCCACGGUGAUCGGCUUCUGCUACUGGGCCUCGGAGCUGCUCCUGGCGCAGCAGCAGCAGCACAAGAAGUACCACGGCUCGCAGGUGUUCGUCACCUUCGCCGUCAGCUUCUACCUGGUGGCGGGCGCGGGCGGCGCCUCCAUCCUGGCCACGGCGGCCAACCUGCUGCGGCACUACCCCAGCGAGGAGGAGGAGCAGGCGCUGGAGCUGCUCUCGGAGAUGGAGGAGGCCGAAGGCUCCUACGGGCCCGACUACGAGGCGGCGCAGCAGUUCCAGCCGCCGCCCGCCUACACGCCCUGAGCGGGACGGGGACGGCGACGGGGGACGGGGUGGAGUGAUGGACAAACCGGGAACGGCGCCAGGGGGGCAGCGGGAACAUCACCGGAACGGCGCCGGGGGGACGGAGCAAUGGACAA